CAAGAGGGGAAAAAACCCCCUAAAUGACCGGGGGGUGUCAGCUCCUCCUGCCCUGCCUGGUUCUGACCCUGCCAUGGCUGCAGCAUUUCUGCCACCACCCCAUCCCUGAGAGAUGCUUCUUGGGGAAGCAACACCAAAUAUCACCUGUCACGUUUCAGCCUCAUCCCCUAAAAACCUCAAUCACAGGCUUUUUGAGUUAAUUUAAUAAAUUAAUUUGAUUAAUUUAAUAAUUUUCCACCUGUUCAGCCCAACCCUGCACAUGUUCCUGCACUUCCAGGUGAGCCCCCCCCUCCUCCUCCUGGCUGGGGACAGGACCCCUUUCCCCGGGCACAGGGGAGGCUGCAGAAUACAGAGAUAUGUUUUAAAAAAAACCAAAGAAACAUAAAAGGCCUGGUUGGUGCCAUUUCCCGGGACCGGACGCGCGUUGGUCACGAGGUGAGAAGGUGUCCGAGGCUGGUGUCGCUCUCGGGACACGCCAACGACCUCCAGAGCCACCAUGGCUGGGGAAAUGGGUCAUGCCAAUCUAAGAAAUCCUGGGAAUGAGCCUCCUCCGGCUGAGAAAUGUCCUGGUGAGUGUAUUUUGGGGGAAAAAAGGCUUAUUUCAGGCCCUGGGAAGAGUUUUGGGUCCAUUACCUUUGGGGUCCCUUCGCUUCUCCAUCCCCAUGUUCAGGUUUCCAAGCUCACGGAGUGGCCUUUGAAAUGGGGUCUGGGCUUGUCUGGAGCAAGACAGGGACAGGAGAAGCUGGAAAAUCUCCGGAACUGGAACAGUUUUGUUUCCCAGACCCUUCACUCAGUGGCCAAAAGGGGCCCCAGGAAGCCCCAGGGGAGCCCCCACCCCUGGGAGGGCAGGGAAGGGGCUGAGCCCCGUCCAGACCCCGGAGGAGUCGAGGGCUGGAAGGACCCACAGCCACCAACUCCCAGCUGGAAACUGAGCCCGUUUGGGAGUUCCCAGGUCCUGCCCUCUGUCACUGGGUCCUCGAGGCUGCUCCCGAGGCUGCUGCACCCCCUGAGCCCCCCAAACCCCCCCGGGGGUGCUGCCCUGGCUCGAGCCCUGUCAGGGGGGAUUUAUGGCUUUGGAGGAAGCAAAGCAACCAGAAACUUCUGCUCGAACUCACAGCUCAGCACAGGGGUUUGGGUUUUUUUUGUGCUCUAAACCCCCAAUCUUCUUCGUGUUUUUUUAAGCUUAAAUGUGGCCUCUUCCAGCUCCUGCCCUGUGCCCGUGGUGGCACAGAGUCCUCCUCACAGCCGGGGCGCUGGGGCACCUCGUCCUGCUGGUGCUGGUGGUGCUCCGAAAUGUGAGUGUUUUUCAGGGCUUUCUAGGUCUGAGUGACAGCAGAGUUGAGAUCCAGGCCAGGAACCAGACGGAGCGAUGCAUCUUCCCAUCCCUGGUGCGGUACUUCUGCCAGCCCCAGGGGCAGAGUCCCCCAGCCCCUGUUGGCUGCAAGUUGUGCCCCCAGGACUGGCAGCUUCGUGGGGAGAGAUGCUACUGGCUCUCCAAGGAAUCGGGAAACUGGACUCGGGGCAGGAAAAGCUGCAAAGAUCAGGGCUCUGAGCUGGUGGUGCUCAAGAACGAGACAGAAAUGGAGAAUGUCGAGAGUGUCACAGGCAGACGCCCACGGUCGGUGUGGGUCGGGUUGAGGUCACGGCAGAAGGAGUGGACGUGGGUGGACGACACCCCCUAUGACCUCCACAGGUUUGGGGUCCUGCAGGAGCCAGACAAAGGCUUCUGUGGGACCCUGAAAGGCAAGAGCUUGGAGGUUGAUGGCUGUGACAGUGACCACAAGUGGGUUUGCCAAAAAGCCCCUUUCCAGCUCUCCUCGCCCACGGUUGGGAAUUUGAGAUGAUGCCUCCACCUGACACACUCGGGCAAUGGACCCCGUGCGGUACAAAAAAAAAAUUUAUUACAAUUUUUUCAUGGUUUAUCCACCUCAUUACAUCAGCAGUAAAUUACUAUUAGUGACUUUUCUCUA
This is a messenger RNA of Pipra filicauda (Wire-tailed manakin), 1970 nucleotides long. Its product is annotated as killer cell lectin-like receptor subfamily B member 1B allele B. The coding region runs from base 1188 to 1844 and encodes 218 amino acids. Lineage: Eukaryota; Metazoa; Chordata; Aves; Passeriformes; Pipridae. The record is from RefSeq and is a predicted model, not a curated record. The transcript is spliced from 5 exons.